Molecule: messenger RNA, 1728 nt
Organism: Zophobas morio
Lineage: Eukaryota; Metazoa; Arthropoda; Insecta; Coleoptera; Tenebrionidae
Product: zinc finger protein 267-like
Exons: 2
Coding region: 294-1658 (454 amino acids)
Biological process (GO): regulation of transcription by RNA polymerase II
Cellular component (GO): nucleus
Molecular function (GO): RNA polymerase II transcription regulatory region sequence-specific DNA binding; zinc ion binding; DNA-binding transcription factor activity, RNA polymerase II-specific
Source: RefSeq, a predicted model, not a curated record
UUGAGGUUAUGGUUCCGAAUGUUUUCUCAAAAUCGUGAUUUAAAACGUAGUGAUUGUCCAAUUUUGGCAAUAAUAAUUGCCAUUAAAGCUUAAAAACACGAAUAAACCGUUUGUUGUCUCAUCUUGUAUACAAAACUGUCAUUACGAAUUUGAAACUAAUUAGAGGUUAUGUUUACCCAAACAAAUUUCCUCGUUAUUUCGGGUUUAGAUUAACAAAGCGACCCAAGUAUUAAAAAUCUUGAAACCAAUAUUCGAACUUUGGCAGUUUUCUACUAAUACAAUCCAAUUACAAAAUGCGGAAAAUUUGUAGGUUAUGUUUGGCGGAAGCCCCCAUAGCACACUCACUGCUGAACAGUAAAUAUGCACAGAUGUUACAAGCGCUCACGUCUAUCACCCUGGAAGUUGAUGAGGAAAUAAAUUCAAUGUGCCUCAAAUGUAGCCUAAACUUGAAGCUAGCAUACACAAUCCAACAAAAAAUACUGAGGGCUCACGAAAAGCUAAAAAAGUCCCGUCUUGAUGAUACGACCAUUCACAAAUUUGAAGCAACUGAAACCACUCCAAGUCCAGUGCAAAUCAAGCAAGAAAACCGCGACGAAAUCACAACCAAAUGCAUAAUUUGUAGCACAGUUGUGAAAAAUGAGUGUCUUUCGUCACACGUGGAGAGCCACUUCAACGACAAGCAAUUCUGUGACUUAUGUAAAGAGAAUUUCACCAAUCUUGACUCAUAUCGUUCCCAUUUACAAAAACACCCUGAACUCUCUCUUUAUAAAUGUAAAAAAUGCAACCUGACGUUCCGCUACCACUCCCUAUACACCAUCCACGUGAAAGCCGCCCACACACCACCCCCAACGAAAAUCAAAAAACGCCCAAGUGACAGACUCGCCAAACAACUAGACAAACUCCACAAAAAAGGAAUCGGGAGCGAACUCGCCAAAAAACUGCUCUCCAUAUCCACCGAAGCCGCGUCAAAUUUCCCCCUUCAACCACCACAACUCCAAACUUUCGUUUGCGACUUCUGCGACCGCCAAUUCCCCGAUAAAAACAAGCUAAGACACCACAAAUCCGGCCACUUCCGGCGCGAGUGCCCCACGUGUCAUAAACACAUCACCCUCCCGAACUUCUCCAACCACGUGAGGAACCACGACAGCGGCCCCCAGGUGUGCGAGCAGUGCGGCAAGACCUACGACAGCGUGGAGAAGCUCCGCGGCCACGUUUUCUACCAACACAGCAAAAAGAAGUACGAAUGCGAGGAGUGCAAGGUCACGUUCAAGAACCGCCACGGCCUCGGCACCCAUCGGAAGCGCGAACACAACGGCAGCGGCCACAUCUGCGAGACCUGCGGUCGGAAAUUUUUGUUCGCCUAUUGGCUGAAAAAGCACAUCCAGUCCACCCACAUGAAGAUGAGGCCCCACAUCUGCGAGUUUUGUCAGCGGGCGUUUUCGGGGAGGAACGCGCUUCUCACACACAGGAGGCAACACACGAUGGAGACCCCGUAUAAGUGCGAGGUUUGCGGGGAGGGGUUCAGGCAGAACGUGUCCUUGAAGGCGCACAGGAAGAGCAAGCACAAUAUCGUGGAGGCGGUGACUUGUAAGUGUGAGGUUUGUGGGAAGGGGUUUGCGUCGGAGCACGCGGUCAAGGCCCAUAUGAAAUGUCACUGAUUUUUUUUGUAUAUAUUUACACGUAAAUACAUGUUAAGACAAGUUAAAUAUAAUUUAUACAGAAAAUAAA